CUCACUCCCAGCCUCCCCCUUUCACAUCCCCCCGAUCCUCUCUCCCGUACAGUACUGGCUCCUUCUCGUAUUGCCAUUGCUCCGAAUAUCGCGCAUCUGCCAGGCCUUUGUUGCUGCCCCCGGAUCAGUUGCUCUACGUCGUCGCCGACGACGACAACUUAACAUCGCACAGUCAUGGCUCCAAGAGCCCACGACAAGAAGGGCGGCCUGACUUUAGAAAAGCUCGCGUCCUACGACGACGUGAUCACGGAUGCGCUGGUCGACAAGAUUUACUACUGGGCGACCAUCCGGAAGAACCGAGGGGGCCGAUUCGCUGCGUCGCGUGGUUUCCUCGAGGAGGAUCUUGCAGACAUCAUCCGGAAGAAGGUGGUUAUAGACAAGGACCCGACUGCCGCCGUUCAGCACCUUUUGCGAUUGCCCGGUUUCCGCAAGUUCUCCAACUCGCUGAGGGACGACAAGGAGAGGGAUCACUUCAUGCGACACCUUCUCAGAUAUGUUAAGAUCUACAUGUCCGACUGUCCAUUCGAGGUUACCACGACGAACAGAUACACGAUUUUCGAGCAUGAGGCGUCCAUCACGGCGCGGAGGGUCAUCAAGCCGCGCGAGGAGAUCAAGUACCUGACGGGAGUGAGGGUCGCGAUGACGCAAGAGGAGGAGAAGAAGAUCGAAUUGGCGCGCAAGGACUUCAGCAUGGUCAUCUCCAGCCGGAAGAAGACGCGCUCCCUGUUCCUGGGCCCCGCGCGCUUUGCGAAUCACGACUGCGACGCCAAUGCGAGGUUAUCCACGACCGGCCACGACGGGAUGCAGAUUGUGGCGAUCAAGCACAUCGACGCAGGGGAGGAGAUUACGGUUUCGUAUGGCGAGGAUUAUUUUGGUGAGAAUAAUGAAGAAUGUCUGUGUAAAUCGUGCGAGGAGCGCGAGAUGAAUGGAUGGGCACCGUUGAAACCUUUGGAGGAGGACGAUGAAGAGGAGGGGAACACCGGCAAGAAGGGCGCCAGUUCCCAACCGAGUAAUAAGAGGAAACACGAUUCAGAAACUCUGGAGGGAAGCCAGACCCCAGUAUCACCACUAUCAGUAUCGCCACCAUCGCCGAAGAAAGUGAAGCUGGAAGAAGCAGGCGAGACACCAAUGCGACUUGACGACAUAUCACUACAUUCCCAUAAGCGACGUAUAGCCCAACCGCUGCGUGAAGCGACCCUCAAGAAAGCCCACAGCACUUCGUCUCUCCGCCAGGAAGAGCCAAUUUCUAGCAUUGAGGAUCCCUCGUCUUACGUUUCCAGCGCUGGGUGUGUUUUUAGAGAAAUCCGGACGCAACAGCGAGACGGCUGUCUUGUGGUGUCGAUCGAAGAAAUGAAUGCGUCCAGGAGCACGACACCCCCUUCGUCUACAGCGGCGGGCUCACCGAAAUCUGAUCAGUCUACAGACGCGACCUCCGUUGACGAAGAGACGGCAAUGCCACGAAAGCAAGAAGAGAAACCACACGAUAUACCACAAGCAGACGACGCAACGAUAAUACCCCAGGAGAAUCAUACUACAGAAACAACGGAGGAAAAGCCUACUAUCGACAUCAACCCCAGCAUAGGCGUGGCCACCGUCCAGGUAGAAACGAACACAGUCACGACCACACUUCCCGCAAAAACCAUAGCCGCGAUAUCCGAAGACGACUCCACCUCCGACCUCAGCGAGCUCUCCCCACGCUUCGAACUCGACGACAGCAUCCGGCAAGUCGUGAAAACCAAGCGACACAAGCCGCCGCCUCUCCCGCGGCGCACGCGCGCAACGUCCCGCUACGAAGAAAAGAUCCGCGUCCCGACGCCCAUCAUCCUCAACGAAUCCCUGCGCUACAUCCGCAACCACCGCAUCCCCGGCGACUACAUCAAAUCCGACGCGCUGCUCUCCGCCAAGUACAGCAAAUGGGUCGAAUGCCACACGUGCGACGACGUCUUCGUGCAGCAGGACGGCUAUCUCACCCGCAAGGAGUGCCCCCGCUGCGAGCGCCACUCCAAGCUCUACGGCUUCGCGUGGCCCAAGACCGACAAGGACGGCAAGCACGACUCCGAAGACCGCAUCCUCGACCACCGCACCGUGCACCGCUUCGUCGACCCCGAGGAGGAAAAAGUCGUCAAGAAGUCGAAGAAAUCACUCAAGGAGUCCAUAGCCACGAGGUUCUCGACCCCUCGCUCGUUCAGAGAUUCCAUGAGCGCGGACGCGGAUUCCGGCCGGAGUCGACGGCGUGUGAGGGAGACGAUGUGAGAUGAUUCUGUACGUUGGGAUGCUUUGUUACUGAUGUUGGUCGGCGUGUUUUGGCCGACCCAAGGGAGGGAUAUAGGAUAGAUGAGUGAUUGAGUGAGCGAUUGUAUUUG
Molecule: messenger RNA, 2363 nt
Organism: Aaosphaeria arxii CBS 175.79
Lineage: Eukaryota; Fungi; Ascomycota; Dothideomycetes; Pleosporales
Exons: 2
Coding region: 175-2253 (692 amino acids)
Cellular component (GO): nucleus
Molecular function (GO): protein binding; histone H4K20 methyltransferase activity
Source: RefSeq, a predicted model, not a curated record